Messenger RNA from Colletotrichum destructivum, 1431 nucleotides. RefSeq lists its product as uncharacterized. Bases 1 to 1431 code for a protein of 476 amino acids. The record is from RefSeq and is a predicted model, not a curated record. Lineage: Eukaryota; Fungi; Ascomycota; Sordariomycetes; Glomerellales; Glomerellaceae. The transcript has a single exon.
AUGAAACUACGGUCUCAAUCCAAGGCCGCGCAGCCCACUUUUCGAUGGGCAAGCCUUCCGCAAGAGCUGCGACUCACGAUAUUGGAAAUGCUGCAGAGCCUGGUUCUGUCUUACAGAAAGCAGCCCAUGGCAAAUUGGGCUUCUGUUUCAAAAGAAUGGCAAGGCUUCUUUGAACCAUUGCUUUGGCGGACAUUGACCUUUCGGCCCUCAAGUUCAAAAUCAGGAUUCCAAGGGUUUCGUCGAUUUAUCAAGGACUCGAAUUACCGAAAAACUUUGGUCAAGAAAAUCUCAUUCACUGUCAAUAUGAGCAAAUUCAGUUGUGGACGCUAUGGUAAAGUCACCAGAGACGUCUUACUUCAUGUUCAUAUGAGUUCUUACCCUUGUGGUCGAUGUGGUCAGACGACUUCUAGCUUAGCCAUCAUCUUGGACAACGUGAAGAGGUUUUCAGAAAACACGAAGAGACUCUUAUCCAUUCUACAUGAUUGGACCGAAGAGACUGCAACCUCUGGCAUCGCGCUUGAGCUUGGUGCCACUUGGCCUGGCGAUGACGAUACUCAGUACCCGUUUGGAGACUGUCGUACUCGUUGUCGUGCACACUUAAUGCCCCAUAUCAGCUGGUCCAGCUUUAUUGGUCUUGAUCGACAUUCAUCCCUUCGGAACGCUCCUAUCAUCACUUCGCUUUUCAUCAAGCAGUCUCUGCCUUCCAGCCUUUUGGCUUGGACAGUAUUCCAGAUUGUCGACCAUUUGCCCCGUCUCGAGCAGAUCAAUUGCGAGCACCGACUCGAACUCGAGCCCAGCGAACACGACCUACAUCAUAGCGCAAAUUCGGCUAUUUUCAGUUUACGUGGUCAGAUGCGGAGAGUAUCUUUAUGGGUGGCUCGCUCACAAUCUGGGGCACCAAAAAUACCUCACGAUCCCGGCACAGCUGCGACGCGGGCUGCUUUUCAAGUCAAAGAACUGGCAGUUUCGCAAGCUUCAGAAGCAAAACAGUUUUUCCAGCUCCUCAACUCCCAAGUCUUAUCAAAUCCAGAACAGAUAUCACUUGAGUAUCUGGCUCACACCUGUAGUCUCAGACGACUAUAUUCUCAGCCGGCGGAGAUUGCGAAUCUGCUUUUGCUUGCAAGCACCGCGGCCAAAAACAUGCCCCAUCUAAAAGUCAUGGAAGUAUGGAGCCCCGGCGUUGGAGAAGGCUUCUUUUUUCGAUAUGAGGCUAAGGAAAGCGAGGUCAGGCUCACGGUGGCUGCUACUUGGCGAAUUCGAACCGACCUUCGGCAGGCUAUUCAGGCAUGGCAACAGGUUGCGGAACGACACGCAGAUCGGUAUUUUGCAUACUCUGUCGAGAAAAUCGAUCCCAGGAUCUUGACUGAGACGGACAGCAUCUGCAAACAACUGAAAUUGUUUCACCUACUGCGAGAUUGGGACCGUAAUUAA